CAGACGCAGGGCUGGACGAGGGGAGCAUGGAGGCGUCGCAGGACUUUCAGAGGUCCAACCAGGCCAGCUCCGAGGAGGAGGCCGGCAGCAGCUUGUUCCACCGCGUCCUGGAGCAGAGGCAGCUGCGCAACCCAGACGAGGAGAUGAAGUUCCUGUUACAGAGGCUGGUGGUCAUCGCUCGUCUCCCCCACCGUCUCGCUGACAGGAGGGCUGUGGGAGUCUACUAUGAGAAGCUGACCCAGACGCUGCAGCGCUCCUACCCUGGAGAGAGCAUCACAGGGCUGCUCCUGCUCUACCCCACUUGUGCUCUACAUGUCCUCGAGUGCUCCAGUGAGGUGGUUACGGCGGUGCUGCAGGACCUGGGCCAGAUGGAAGCAGAGCCCCAGAGCGGCGUGCUGGAGAGACCUCGAGUGCUGCUGGUGACCCAUGACGCGCCCGGCCGUCUCUUCCAGCACUGGGGCUGGAGGGAGCUGGACCUGGCCGUGGCCACCGCCGCCACCCUGGGGGAGGAGCAGGUGCCGGAGCCCACCGAGGCGCUGCUCAGUCAGGUCCUCACACAGCUGCUGAGGCUGGGGAACCAUCUGCUCACCACACCCACAAAGGUGCAGACGUCGAAGGCGAGUCCGGAGGGUGUGGUGGAGGAGCUGCAUGAGAAGCUGCUGGUGCCACAGCACGUGCUGUCUCAGCUGCUCCAGAGGACAGAGCUGCUCACUCCGCAGCAGUACCUGCAGGCCUACCACACACCUCUACACCUGCUGAUAGACUCAGGUCAUGUAUUUGGAAGUCACCAACCAACAACAGUCUAAAAUAGUCCACACACCUAGAAAACAGGUAUUUUAGGUAGCAGCUAUUGAUGUUUGAUCCAUGACUGAACCAACAGCCGAGGUAAAGGGUUCAACAGUGAGGACACAGUAAACGGUUCUAAUGAACCUAAGUCACAUUACAAGACAAAAGAUACCACACAUAUGAAUAGUAAAGAAUAAUGUAA
Sardina pilchardus (European sardine) is the source of this 988-nucleotide messenger RNA. Its product is annotated as testis-expressed protein 47. Lineage: Eukaryota; Metazoa; Chordata; Actinopteri; Clupeiformes; Clupeidae. The transcript is spliced from 8 exons. The record is from RefSeq and is a predicted model, not a curated record. Bases 27 to 806 code for a protein of 259 amino acids.